This is a messenger RNA of Microthlaspi erraticum, 867 nucleotides long. NCBI's taxonomy places the organism in Eukaryota, Viridiplantae, Streptophyta, Magnoliopsida, Brassicales, Brassicaceae. The record is from the annotation of a GenBank genome assembly.
AUGGUUCAGGUCAGUGGAUUAGUACACCAAAACGGCCACAUCGAGGCGACGUUGUGCGGCGGAGGAGAGAAGACGAAAGUGGCGGUGAAGAAUGUGGCGGUCAAUGCUGUAGCGGUCAAGGCUGUGGCGGCCGUGAAGAAUGAGGCGGAUCCAUUGAACUGGGGUGCUGCGGCGGAGCAGAUGAAAGGGAGCCACUUGGAUGAAGUGAAGAGAAUGGUUGAGGAGUAUCGGAGACCAGUGGUGAAUCUCGGAGGAAAGACUCUGACCAUCGGACAAGUCGCGGCCAUCUCCACCAUCGGCGGCGAUGUUAAGGUGGAGCUAGCGGAGGCUUCGAGAGCCGGCGUGAAAGCUAGUAGCGAUUGGGUUAUGGAGAGUAUGAAGAAAGGCACUGACAGUUACGGUGUCACCGUUAGCUUUGGAGGUACUUCUGACCAGAGACCACAAAACGACGUCGCACUCCAAAGGGAACUCAUUAGUCCGCACGAUUUCCAUCUCACCACCAAUCCGAUGUCGAACACGGCGGAGGACCGACUACAACAUGAUUAUUCCCCGUUUUCUACUUCGACGAACUCCGUCUCAGCUAUUUCGAGUGCUCCUCAAUGGUUUCACGAUGGAUCUCUCCGUCAUCGAUGCCGCCGCUUCGUCGACUCUUCCCUCUCCGAGGUCGAGGCUGGCGAAGAAGAUAAAGAAGGAGUUGCCGAUGAGAAUAAUGAUGUAGAUAAACUACUAAGAGUUUACAAUUUGGUUGAAGAAGAAGAAGAAGAAGAAGAGUCCUCUGAGUCUGUAAAAAGAAGAAGCAAAACGGGGGAUCGUCAGUUAAAGAUUCUGAUGAAUACUAUCCGAAGCCUGCCAAGGAUUAUUACUUGA